AUGGAUAUCCUAGACGAUAAUCCCCGAGAGAAGAAGAGGCGAAGAACUGAGGCGGAAACGGACGCCAGCGUCUCCCUUCCCCCCGAAAUUAUUUCCAGUGUUUUAUCCGAAUCACUGCUUUCCAUAGACCAAUGCGCUCUGGAUUUAUUAGUGCCUGACUGGCAUCCACGUAAGCAAUAUAACCCACUAUCAGACAACCCCUUGAAUUUAACGAGAGUCGUCACAUACACACGAGGCAUUGAUGGCAAAGUUGGCAGUCUCAUAACCAGCCUCGGACAUGGUGACGAUGAUCAUAACUUUCUCCCUGUGAAAUUCCCUGAUAAGAAUCUUUUAGCACUUAAUAAGUGGUGUAAUAACGAGGUGAUCAGGGUCCUCUGCCUCGAAGGCGCACAAGUUUUCGAACUCGCCGCAGACGGUCUCCCUCCUACCAUCGCUGAGGAAUCCUUUCUAGGAAAUAGAAGAGAUACGUUUCCCAUCAGAGGAAAGCGUUCACGAGGUAUUCUUCCCUAUGAUGACGAAGAUCCCGAAGCUGAUAAGAAAGUUAUGCCAAGUGGCUCACCUUACAUCUUUAAGCUCCUGCGUCAUAUCGUAAUUCGUUCACCGCUAACCCUCAUGGAUGUUGACGCUCGUAGUAUGAUCGGAUUCGAGGCCCAGACAAACGAUGCUAACCUUGAGGCGCUCGAUAUGCUUAUCGACCUAGAUCGUGGUUCACCCCUAUGGCUAUCGUGGUCAAAGAUGCCGAUGCUGGAGAGCGUCCUUCUGGACCUACGCAUCUAUAGCCACGACGUUAACACUGAUCGCGGGUGCAUCGGCAAAGGCGAGAUCAUAAGGCGGGCGCAAGAAAUGGGCCGCUGGCUACGAUUGAAGUUGUUGGUUAUUGCUGGCCUGCAGAGCUACAGCUUCGACACGAGUUACGACGCAUGCACGGCGGAACUUGUUGAAGAAGCAGACGAGAUAGACGGGGGGCCUAAUUGGAUCAAGAUUUUUUCGCCCGCUGUACGUCCUGGUGGUAAACUUAUUCUCGUCGAUCGGUUGACGGAUGAAUCAACGGAUUUCUUAUUUCUUCAUUAUUGA
Molecule: messenger RNA, 1074 nt
Organism: Daldinia vernicosa
Lineage: Eukaryota; Fungi; Ascomycota; Sordariomycetes; Xylariales; Hypoxylaceae
Exons: 1
Coding region: 1-1074 (357 amino acids)
Source: RefSeq, a predicted model, not a curated record